Orycteropus afer afer is the source of this 951-nucleotide messenger RNA. Its product is annotated as olfactory receptor 5K4-like. The record is from RefSeq and is a predicted model, not a curated record. Gene Ontology annotation, molecular function: olfactory receptor activity; G protein-coupled receptor activity; odorant binding. Gene Ontology annotation, biological process: sensory perception of smell; G protein-coupled receptor signaling pathway. NCBI's taxonomy places the organism in Eukaryota, Metazoa, Chordata, Mammalia, Tubulidentata, Orycteropodidae. Gene Ontology annotation, cellular component: membrane.
AUGGAAGAGAAUAACUCCUUGACAAUUGAGUUUAUCCUCACAGCAUUUAUGGAUCACCCAGAUCUGAAGACCCUUCUGUUUGUGGUGUUCUUUGCUAUCUAUCUGAUCACGAUGGUGGGGAAUCUUGGUUUGGUGGCAUUGAUUUUCAUGGAGCGCCGUCUUCACACACCCAUGUACAUCUUUCUGGGCAACCUGGCUCUGAUGGAUUCCUGCUGUUCCUGUGCUGUUACCCCCAAGAUGUUAGAGAACUUCUUUUCUGAGGACAGAACGAUUUCCCUCUAUGGAUGCAUGGCACAAUUUUAUUUUCUCUGCCUUGCAGAAACUGCAGACUGCUUUCUCCUGGCAGCAAUGGCCUAUGAUCGCUAUGUGGCAAUAUGCAGUCCUCUGGAGUACCACACCAUGAUGUCAAAGCAACUCUGCAUUCAGAUGAAUAUAGGCAUCUACCUAGCUGGGAACCUGCACUCCAUGAUUCAUGUAGUACUUCUAUUAAGAUUAACUUUCUGUGGAACUAAUCAAAUCAAUCACUUUUUUUGUGAUAUACUUCCACUAUACAGACUGUCCUGUACUGAUCCUUUUAUAAAUGAACUAAUGAUAUAUAUUUUUUCAAUGCCUAUUCAAAUCUUCACCAUUGCCACUGUAUUGAUUUCUUAUCUUUACAUCAUUUUCACAAUUUUCAAAAUGAAAUCCAAAGAGGGGAGAGGUAAAGCCUUUUCUACUUGUGCAUCCCACUUUUUCUCUGUCUCAAUAUUCUACAUUUGUCUUCUCAUGUAUAUUCGGCCAGUUAAAGAAGGGGAUAAAGAUAUACCAGUUGCAAUUUUUUAUACAAUAAUAAUUCCUUUAUUAAACCCUUUUAUUUAUAGUCUCAGAAACAAGGAGGUGAUAAGUGUUCUGAAAAAAUAUAUGAGAAGGUAUAAUAUUCUAAAGCAAACUUUAUCCUCUACUGGAAAUUGA